CUUGAAGCCGCCAGCAGAGAGGGCAGGUUACCGGGAGCCCGGUCUGGGUCUGUCCGAUUCGGGGUAUGGGUCCAGGCUGCUGUCUUCCUGGGUAUCAGAAUGCAGAUCUCAAUAAUAAAAUGUGCUCUCCUUUGGCCUGUUCGAUAUGUCUCAGGAUCCAUUCAAUUAACAGAAACCAGUAAUUACUUAACUAAUGAAAGGCUGCAGCUCUCUGUGGGACUUCACUGGAAAACAGCUCUCGAUUGACACUUUUUAUGGACUGUGUUAUUUGUAUUAUCAAUAUGCUAUUUAUUUUAUAAUUAACCCAAUAACCGUGCACAAUGCAGCACCCGAAUAAAAAGCUGCCAAUGAAUGGCCCACCUGGGUCAAGCACGAACCUUUCAAAAAUAUUAUUUGGUGGUUUAACUUCCAAGGAAAAUGAAAAGGCUAACACCUUAUCUACAGUGAAAGGUAUUUUAGGACCUCACAAUGGCCGCAAGCGUUAUCGACCCCCGUCACUCACAAGCCCUGGGUCAGAAGACUCUGCAAGCCCUUCUGCAUCAAAGAAACCAGCAAUAUAUCGCCACGUUUACAAAACAUCUAAAGCCCUCCACCCCAGGUCUUCACAGAGACCUCAAACAUCAGAUUCUGGAAGGAGUAAGGAGAUGUCUCCGAGCUCUGAAACCAUUUCCACUGUCCACAAAGAUUAUAUCCUGUUCAGUCCUGCCCAUCAGGUGUCUAUACUAGAGAAGAGGAAGCAACAAGACACAAACAUCAAUCUCUCUGUGUCGGUGUUGACUCCUCCACCUGGACUGGAUCGGACAUUCCUGGAGAACAGCAAACUCAGUGACAGCAUAUCUGCAUCCGGACUCCAUAUGGCAGCUCCAGAUGACUUGACUGAUAAACUCCUGCUGGCCAGCUGGGGGCUUCCUAAAGCUGUUCUUGAAGUGUACGGCAGCAUCGGCGUGUCCCAGAUGUUUGAGUGGCAAGCAGACUGUCUGAUGCUCGGGCAGGUCCUGGAAGGAAGGAACCUGGUCUAUUCAGCCCCAACCAGUGCAGGAAAGACUUUAGUUGCUGAGUUGCUGAUUUUGAAGAGAGUUUUGGAGACCAGAAAGAAAGCUUUAUUCAUCCUUCCAUUCGUCUCUGUAGCAAAAGAGAAAACCUUCUACUUACAGAAUCUGUUCCAGGAGGUCGGGGUAAGGGUCGGGGGCUAUAUGGGGAGCUCAGCCCCCGCAGGAGGAUUCUCCUCUUUGGAUGUUGCUGUCUGCACUAUAGAAAAAGCCAAUGGAUUGGUUAACAGACUGAUCGAGGAGGACAGGAUGGAUCUGCUGGGAAUGAUGGUUGUCGAUGAGCUUCACAUGCUCGGGGAUUCCCAUCGAGGUUAUCUACUGGAACUACUCCUCACCAAGGUUCGAUAUGUCACUCAGAAGAGGGCCUCUAAGAAUGUUGAUGCCCAAAGAGCCGAUACACGGAAUGAAGUACAGAUUGUGGGUAUGAGUGCCACCCUGCCUAAUCUGGGCUUGCUGGCAUCGUGGCUUAAUGCUGAGCUAUACUGCACAGAUUACCGUCCGGUGCCACUUCUGGAGCAAGUGAAGGUUGGGAAAACGAUAUAUGACUCCACCAUGACAGCCAUGCGAGACUUUGAGCCAUUAAUACCCCUGAAGGGAGAUGAAGAUCACAUUGUCAGUCUAUGCUAUGAAACUAUACAAGGUGGACAUUCUGUCUUAAUCUUCUGUCCUUCAAAGAACUGGUGUGAGAAAUUGGCCGACACCAUUGCCCGUGAGUUCUACAACCUGUAUCAGUCAGCCGCUCAGCAACCAGAAGGAACGGGUAUAAUCGCCCCUGUGACACUGGAUAAAGAUGGUGUUCAGGAUGUGGUGGAUCAGUUAAAGCGCUCACCGGCAGCUCUGGACGCUGUAUUGGCUCGUACGGUUCCCUGGGGUGUGGCGUUCCACCAUGCUGGUCUGACAUUCGAUGAGAGGGACAUUAUUGAAGGAGCUUUCCGCCAGGGAUAUGUCCGUGUCUUGGCCGCCACUUCAACUCUGUCGUCGGGGGUAAACCUGCCAGCUCGCCGUGUCAUCAUCCGAUCUCCGCUUUUCAAUGGCCGCCUACUCGACAUUCUCACCUACAAGCAGAUGUCAGGAAGAGCAGGGCGAAAAGGAGUGGAUACUGUGGGUGAAAGUAUUCUUGUUUGUAAGAAUUCUGAGCGCUCCAAGGGCAUUAACUUGCUGCAGGGCACCCUUAAACCCAUACAGAGCUGUCUGAUGAGAAAUGAAGGGGUUGGCAUCACAGGAAGCAUGAUCCGGGCCAUACUGGAGAUUGUAGUUGGCGGAGUGGCAGACACCCCAGAUGAUGUUCGAGUUUAUGCCUCUUGCACUCUCCUGGCUGCCAGCAUAACGGAGAGUGAGGCAAACGUCAGGGGCAGGCAGGAAGAGGGAGCAAUCGAAUCCUGUGUGGAUUGGCUACUGAAGAACGAGUUCAUUCAAACUCUGGAGGAAGACAGAGAGGGCCGUAAAGUCGAAGUCUAUCGUCCAACAAAGCUGGGAUCUGCGACUCUGUCCUCGUCCCUCUCUCCCUACGAAGCUUUGGGGAUCUUUGCUGAUCUGCAGAGGGCAAUGAAGGGCUUUGUCCUGGAAAAUGACUUGCACAUCCUGUAUCUGGUCACACCGGUGUAUGAGGAAUGGACGACAAUUGACUGGUACCAGUUUUUUUGCCUAUGGGAGAAGCUUCCAGUCUCCAUGAAACGCGUUGCAGAACUUGUUGGUGUUGAGGAGGGGUUCCUUGCACGUUCUGUAAAGGGCAAAAUAUCAGCUAAAAAUGAUCGGCAGCACCGGCAGAUGGCAAUCCACAAAAGGUUUUUCACCAGCCUUGUGCUCCUUGAUUUAAUCAGUGAGGUUCCUCUAAAAGACCUGACCAAGAAAUAUGGCUGCAGCCGCGGCCAGCUUCAGUCACUGCAGCAAUCAGCUGCAACAUAUGCAGGAAUGGUGACCAUAUUCAGUAAUCGGCUCGGAUGGCACAAUAUGGAGCUUCUCUUGUCCCAGUUCCAGAGCCGACUCACCUUUGGUAUUCAGAGGGAGCUGUGCGACCUGGUCCGAGUGGACUUACUCAACGCUCAAAGGGCCCGGGCUCUCUAUAAUGCUGGCUUUAUCACAGUGUCAGAGCUGGCAAGAGGAAAUGUCAUCGAUGUGGAAACCGCAUUGAAGAACGCAGUGCCCUUUAAAAGUGUCCGGAGAGCAGUGGAUGAAGAUGAAGAGGCAGCUCAAGAGCGUCGAGCCGCUCGUUGCAUCUGGAUAUCAGGGAAGAAAGGCCUCACUGAGAGAGAAGCCGCUGAACUGAUUGUGGAAGAGGCCAGAAGAUUACUAAAACAAGAUUUGGCCAUGAUGGGAAUCAACUGGGAUCCUGACUCUGAUUCCUCUUUCAACACAAGCGAUGAGUCAGGAGAGAGGAGAAGAGAAAUGGAGUCUGGGCAAACAUCCGCUUCAUCUAGAACAGAAAGGGAGCCUGGGCAAACUUCUACUUCAUCUAGAACAGAAAGGGAGUCUGUGCAAGCAUCUACUUCAUGUAGAACAGAAAUGGAGUCUGGGCACACAUCCGCUUCAUCUAGAACAGAAAUGGAGUCUGGGCAAACAUCCGCUUCAUCUAGAACAGAAAGGGAGUCUGGGCAAACUUCUACUUCAUCUAGAACAGAAAGGGAGUCUGUGCAAGCAUCUACUUCAUCUAGAACAGAAAGGGAGUCUGUGCAAACAUCAGCUUCAUGUAGAACAGAAAUGGAGUCUGGGCACACAUCCACUGCAUCUAGAAGAGAAAUGGAGUCUGGGCAAACAUCCGCUUCAUCUAGAACAGAAAGGGAGUCUGGGCAAACAUCCGCUUCAUCUAGAACAGAAAGGGAGUCUGGGCAAACAUCCGCUUCAUCUAGAACAGAAAGGGAGUCUGGGCAAACAUCCGCUUCAUCUAGAACAGAAAGGGAGUCUGGGCAAACAUCCGCUUCAUCUAGAACAGAAAGGGAGUCUGGGCAAACAUCCGCUUCAUCUAGAACAGAAAGGGAGUCUGGGCAAACAUCCGCUUCAUCUAGAACAGAAAGGGAGUCUGGGCAAACAUCUGCUUCAUCUAGAAGAGAAAUGGAGUCUGGGCAAACAUUCGCUUCAUCUAGAACAGAAAGGGAGUCUGUGCAAGCAUCUACUUCAUGUAGAACAGAAAUGAAGUCUGGGCAAACAUCCACAUCAUCUAGAAGAGAAAGGGAGUCUGGGCAAACAUCCGCUUCAUCCAGAACAGAAAUGGAGUCUGGGCAAGCAUCAACUUCAUCCAGAACAGAAAUGGAGUCUGUGCAAGCAUCAACUUCAUCCAGAACAGAAAUGGAGUCUGUGCAAGCAUCAACUUCAUCCAGAACAGAAAUGGAGUCUGUGCAAGCAUCAACUUCAUCCAGAACAGAAAUUGAGUCUGGGCAAACAUCUACUUCAUCUAGAACAGAAAGCGAGUUUGUGCAGGUAUCUACUCUAUCUAUUACAAAGAGGCUGUUGGGGCAGGUAUCUGUAUCAUAUAGAACAUUAGAUGAUUCAGAAAAACCAUCUUCUUCAUCUCGAACCAAGAGGGAAUCAGGUCAGCCAUCUAAAUCAUCUAGAAAAGUGGACAAGACAGGGCAGCCAUCUGGCUCAUAUAGAAGUGAGGAGUCGUCAGAGCAGGCAUCUUCACGAUCUGAAGCAGAAUUUAAAUCUGUAAAAUUAUCUGCUUCAUCUAGAACUGCAGUAUUAUCGGAACCAUCAACUUUAUCUAGAAUCGAUAGGGAGCUAGUAAAAGCAUCUACUACACCUAGAAUAGAAAGGAGAUCAGAAGGGUUGUCUUCAUUAACAAGAACAGAAAGAGAUCCACUGGAGACAUUUAAGUUCUCAAGAAAAGACCCCAGGAAAAAUAAUUUCCUGGAAAAUGUGUUAUUAAAGGAUCCUAGACAAGUGUCAGUGCAGAGAAAGGAAGAUUGUGUUCAUUCAGACUCUUCACAACCUAAACCAAGUUGUGCAGAGAAUGAAAACAAUCCUUCAAGUCCAUCAGCCACAGUGUCUGAGAACAUUUUUAACGAGCUUCAAUUAAUGAAUGAGCCUAGAACAAAUUUACUUAAAUAUAACUCAGAGGAAUUAUUAAGUGAUAACACUCUGAGUAAUUGCUUGAUUGAUGAACCAUUAAGAGAAAUCGUUAAUGUCAAUGUGAACAAAACACUGGUCUAUACAACUGAGAGAGACUGUGCCUCAAAGGUCAAUAUUAUACAUAAAGCCAUGGUCGUCCAGGAUAGGGCCAAACCCCAAAGCAAUGCACUACCUGCCGUCUCCUCGAUUUUACAAGCACCAAUCAUCUCUCAUCUUGAUUCAACAAUGGGCCACAUUAUCUUAGGGAAUCUGCCCGCUAUACAGAGCGAGAAUGACGCAACAGUCUACAAAUCUGAAACCCUGAACGUAACACCCAAAGCUGAGAUUUGCAUACCAAGUAAUUCUGGAUUUUAUUCAUCUCCAGAUUUGCAUUCUGGAUCAAAGGCAUUUGAAGACAGUUUUCAGUUGGAUACCCAGACUGAGCGACUCAUGCAGCAGCGGAUGACCGCAGAAUCUGUGAUACAGAAGGAAGAACUAGAUCUGGACUUGCCGGCAGUAUUUUUAGGAAGACAAAGUGUUUUACAAAUUGCAAAUGUUGCAAAAGUUAUCACUGAGGCAAGUGAAGCACUUACAGAAAUGAACCCAUUGAAUCAGAUGACCGUGAAAGCUAUAGAGAGAGCUGCGAGCUUCCUCAGUGAACAGAUUGUAUCCUCAACAUGUCCAGAACCGGAGAAUCAGCUAAAAAGUGCAGAAAAAUGCUCUUGGCUUAAAGGUAAUGAUAUGUCUCUCACCGAUACACAGCUCCAGUGCUUUUUUCAGAAUUCUCCCUCUCUAAGUAAGUGUCAUGUCCUGCAAUGUGUAGAGAGCCCAGACUCCCUACACAAAGAUCCAGACUGCACACAGGUGACUGAUACUGUCUAUCAGAUGGUGGAGACAAGCCUGAAUAUGAGUGAUAGUUUCCUCUUUGAUAGCUUUACCGAGGAUAUAAUUACCGAUCCUAAACCACAAGAUGUCAAUCAGCCUUUAUUUGCAGCUUUACAGCCAGCCAUCUCCAAUGAGAGGCUUCAGAUUGAUAAUCUAGAUAACUCCUCUGACCUCAGAACUGAGCAACCAAAUGAACUCGUUAAUUUUAAUGAUGGAUCCAUGACUUUUUCCCAACUUGAUUCCUUCCAGGUAAUGGAAGUUCUAGAAAAUGUAGAUAUUGCUCCACCAUUGGACAUCAAAACCGCAACCACAAGUCCCACUCCACCAAAAAAGGCUGCAGAAGAUGGAACUAAUUCUCAUGCACAGCCCAGAAGGCUUGGAGUAGUAGAGAUAAUGAAAGGCCAAUCACUGUGGUCUCAAGCAUCAUUUAGUUUGAGUCAAGGUAUGCAAGAUGCCCUAGAUCAAUGGCCAAGUCUUUCAAAUAAUCUUAAUUUCACUGCCAGUCCUUCUGAAUCACAUGCAAGAGAACCUUUACUGGGAUUCAACCAAGAAGGGGCAGAAGGUUACUCAAGAACAAUUUGUCAGCAAAUACAGAUUUGUGCUUCUGAUAUAGAGGCUGAUGCUAUCAACCCUCCUGUAAAUGACAACCAUUGUUUCCUAGAACUCAUGAGCCGGAAUUCUACACCUAUUGCUCUUCAAGAAAAUAAAAUAAAAUCGGACACCAGGCCUGGAAGUAGGAAUGAACUUGUUCCACCAACUCCGCCAGCAGAUUGUGUGACUGGACAGUUGCUUGGCAUGUCCUCUAUUAAAUCAAGCAAUAAAAUUAAAGUGAUUGAGUCUCCGACAAGUCCUCCGUUCAUUCAACUGGCGAUCGAGGAUAAUGAAGAGGAAGUUCCUGGGACGCCAAACAAAAGCUUUGAUCCAAGGGCAGGCCGCAUUUCUGAGUUAAUUCCAGAUGUCUCUGCUAUAGACGAAGGCUUUUCUCUCCAGUUAUCACAGGAUACAUGUCCCUUCUCUGUUCCUUCUAGCUCAGAUACUUUCAGUAUUAUUGAUGUUGCGAGUGACCAGAAACUGUUUCACACAUUUCUAAAGGAAUGGAGAACCCAGUCUAGAUUUUCCCUAUCUGUGGCUUGUGAGAAGAGUAGGCAGCCAUUGCAAUCCCAUUCCUCUAUUGGAGGAAGGUUUAAACAAGUAAAGUCGCCGUCUCGAGUGCCGAGUAAAGAAGACGGACUGCCUAUCAAGGGCUGGGAUGGUCUAGUGGUUGUUGGGCUGGCGGUGUGCUGGGGGGGGAAGGAUGCCUAUUACCUCUCUCUGCAGAAAGUAGAAAACCAGACAGAUAUCAGCCCCAGCUUGGCUCCUCCCCCUCUGGACCAGAACCUCUCUGUGAAAGACCGUCUGUGGCACCUUCAGACCACGUUACAGCAGAUAUGUGGACGCAGAGGCCAGUGCUCCAUCAUCCUGUACAAUGUCAUCGACCAGUACAAAACCUUAGUCCGGGCGUGCAGUAUCUCCCUGACGGGACACUUCGAGGACCCAAAGGUGGCCUGCUGGUUGCUGGACCCUAGCUCAAAGGAACGGACCCUUCACAACAUGGUGACCAACUUCCUGCCUCAUGAACUGCCCUUGUUGGAGGGUGUGGGCACUGGGCAAGGAGUGCAGAGUCUGGGACUUAGUGCCAAUGGAGACCAGUCAGGGCGCUUCCGUGCAGCCAUAGAGUCUGUCCUUGUUCUCAGCACCAUGAACAAGCUCAGCCACCUGCUGGACAAGGAGAAACUCAAAGACGCGUUUUACAGGGUUGAGAUGCCCACGCAGUACUGCCUGGCUCUGCUAGAACUGAACGGCAUUGGGUUCAGCACUGAGGAGUGCGAGACCCAGAAACACAUAAUGCAAGCCAAGCUGAAUGAGAUCGAAGCCCAAGUCUACCAGCUGGCCGGCCACAGCUUCUCAUUGACUAGCCACGAGGACAUUGCUCAGGUCUUGUUUUUUGAGCUUAAACUUCCACCGAACGGAGAUUUAAAAGGGCAGGCAAAUAAGAAGACUCUGGGAUACUCGAGGAGGACAGCAGUCGGUGGAUCUCGGGUCCGACUUGGCAAGCAGUUCAGUACCACAAAGGAUGUUUUGGAGAAAUUGAAAGAUUUACACCCCAUUCCUGGUCUGAUCCUGGAGUGGAAGCGAAUCACCAAUGCUCUGACCAAGGUGGUGUUCCCGUUACAGAGAGAGAAGCGUUUCAGUGUCUGUCUGGGAAUGGAACGGAUCCAUCCUGUGUCUCAGACACACACAGCCACAGGUCGUGUCAGUUUUACAGAGCCUAAUAUCCAAAAUGUGCCCAAAGACUUUGAAAUUGAAAUGCCACGUCUUGUUGGAGAAAGUCCACCAUCUCAGGACAAGGGGGCGCAUGCUCCUUCACGAAACAGGGGUAGGAAGAAUACCUUCAUUUCUCUGAGGUCGAAGUUGCCCGUAGAAGAAAUACCUGCUGAGAAGGGAGUGCCAUUCUUCGUCAGUAUGCGUCAUGCCUUUGUGCCAUUCUCAGGAGGGCUUAUCUUGGCUGCAGAUUAUUCCCAGCUGGAACUGCGAAUCCUCGCUCAUUUAUCCAGAGACAGACGGCUCACCCAUGUCCUGAACAGCGGAGAAGAUGUGUUUAAGAGUAUUGCGGCAGAGUGGAAAAUGAUUGAUCCUGAAGCCGUAACAGACAAAGUGCGUCAGCAAGCGAAGCAGAUCUGCUAUGGAAUCGUCUAUGGGAUGGGAUCGAAAUCGCUGGGAGAGCAGAUGGGCAUCGAGACUGAAGAUGCAGCUUCUUAUAUUGAGUCCUUUAAAGCAAGAUACACAGGUAUCCAGAAAUUCCUGAAGGACACAGUAAAGAACUGCACUCACAAUGGCUUCGUACAGACCAUCCUCGGCCGGCGACGAUACCUUCCUGCCAUCAAGGACUCAAACCCCCAUGCUAGAGCCCAUGCAGAACGUCAGGCUGUAAACACAACUGUACAGGGGUCUGCUGCUGAUAUUGUAAAAACCGCAACAGUCAAUAUCCAGAAACGCCUGGAGGAAGCCUUCCCAUCAGCACCGAAAUCUCACGGUCACCAGGAGCAUGCUAGUAAGACAGGAAGGCAGAAGAAUCUUUUCCAGCCAACCCACGGUGCCUUCUUUAUCCUGCAACUUCAUGAUGAACUUAUUUAUGAAGCUGCAGAAGAUGAUGCAAUACAGGUAGCGCAGAUUAUAAAGAACGAGAUGGAAAAUGCCAUCAAAUUAUCCGUUAAACUGAAAGCAAAAGUGAAAAUUGGCCCCAGCUGGGGGGACUUGCAGGAUUUCGACCUGUAGAACGAAGGAUCCCCCCCCCUCCUCAUGGAAAUGAAUUUCUGUUUGUUACACAAACCUGCUGCUUGAUAAUCCCACAUCGGGAACCGACUGAAACCCAACAUGAUGGCACAUCCCGAUGUUUUAUGUCAUUUUAUGGACUCAGGAAAAUAAUUGUAUGAAAUCUGCUUUUCUAUUCUGUCUAAUGAAUUUUUACCAGUAAAUCAUUUAUAUAUGACCUUUAACAGA
Molecule: messenger RNA, 9518 nt
Organism: Pelobates fuscus (common spadefoot toad)
Lineage: Eukaryota; Metazoa; Chordata; Amphibia; Anura; Pelobatidae
Gene: POLQ
Product: DNA polymerase theta
Exons: 31
Coding region: 321-9293 (2990 amino acids)
Biological process (GO): DNA-templated DNA replication; double-strand break repair via alternative nonhomologous end joining
Molecular function (GO): ATP binding; DNA binding; DNA-directed DNA polymerase activity
Source: RefSeq, a predicted model, not a curated record